Molecule: messenger RNA, 2161 nt
Organism: Cuscuta europaea
Lineage: Eukaryota; Viridiplantae; Streptophyta; Magnoliopsida; Solanales; Convolvulaceae
Source: the annotation of a GenBank genome assembly
CAAACGAAAACCAAACAGACCCUUGCCCUCCACCAACUUCUUCCCAUUUUAUAUACUUUCCUCUCUACUGGCCAAUAAUAGCCAAAUAACCAACCCUACAGGGAUAUAACCUCCUUCUCCAUCUCUCCCCAACAACGUUUGUCAGUCUUGCUUCAAGAUCCUUCUCGGAAAAGCUUAGAUUGGCAUAAUUAAGAAGGGGUUAAAGAACUGUGUAUGGUGUUCAUUCACUAAAAAAACAUGUGGUGGCUGCGCCUCCCAAUUCAUGUGUUUUACUACGUUAUCUCCUUGAACUUGUAUUGCAGGGUCAUUUUGUAAAAAACUCUCAUUGAUUCCUUGAAAUUACCUUAAACAGAAAGUCUUCUUACUAAUUAUCCAAUCAAUCAUCCAUGGAUGCCCAUCUCCUUUGCUUCUCUGCUUGUUACAUAUAUAUUAUGAUUAGCUAAAAGUGCAUACCUUCUGAAUCCAAUUUCAGUUUUUAGCUAUUCCCAGCUUAGGUUCAAAUAUCCAUACCCACAUAUUCUCCUUUUUGCUUCAAAUAAACACCACGGUUGGAUCCGUUUUCAAGUUGAUCCCAAGAUAUAAGAAGUUAUGGUGUGCCAAUCGGCAAGUCAGACAAAAUUCAAGGCUUUAAAACAUGAGAGUGGGAUUCCUGGACGAGCAACCAUUAUAGUUAGAGUUAUCGCAUGCUUUCAACCAUUGCAGAAUUGCCAGGCUGAAUACUUCCGCCAACUGCUUAAACCCGUCACGUAGAUUAUCUUCGCACUUCCAUUCUUGAUCUAAGUUCAAAGUUACAUUGUUUUUCUCGUUUUCUUUUUUUCUUUAGUUCCUGGAAACCAUUGGUACCAGCACCACAAACAUCAGAUUACACACGGUUUUACACCUGACCAAAUGGGUACGGGCAGCAAACUUCGACCACCUCUCGGGCAGUAUCCUCCUGCAUGGAAUCCAAACCAUGUUUCUGCCCUUUUACAACUCGGGCAGCAGGUCAAUCUGGCAUCUUUUCCAGAUCCUUCUAAAUUUACUGCAAACCCAGUUUCUCCUAAGCUAGAAACAGCCCACCAAGUCAUGCCAUCAGGUGGUUCCUGUCAGAAAAGAAUUCUGAUUUUUGACCAGUCUGGUGAUCAGACCAGAUUGUUCAUCGGUCCAUCUUUUUACCAGAGCGAGCUUCUUCUAUCCAAGAAAAAAACAUUUGGCGGUUAUGAAACUUAUAAUGAUCAUACCCAACCCAUUGUUGAAGCACAACCGAAUAACUCUUCUCCCCAGAGUAGCUGUAAAGAAAGUGAGAUGCAUGAAGACUCUGAAGAUAUCAAUGCUUUACUCUACUCUGAUGACAGCUAUGCUAAUGAUGAUGAUGAUGAUGUAACUAGCACGGGUCACUCUCCGUUUAUGGAAAUUGCACAUGAAGAAGAAAUGGCCAGUUCUGACGAUGGCCCUUUGUCAAAAAGGCAAAGAUUGUAUGAUGACUGUGGGGACAAGAAGUCUUUUACUGACACUGUAAACUCAGGGAAUUCACCUUUAACCUGCAGUAAUCAAGAAAAAGAGGGGUCAAGCUGUGUGAAGGGCAGCCCAAAUGAAAGUGAUAGGGAAAAAAGACUGAAAAUCCGCAAGAAGUUGAAAAUGCUCCGAGGUUUGAUCAUGGGCUUGAACAGUGAUGACCCAUUGGUGGUUAUAGACGAGGCAAUAAGUUACCUGAAUCUUUUGAGGGUAAAAGUGAAAGAGGAGAUGAGAGGUGAAAAUGGUGUUUGACUGAAAGCAUGAUUGUUUUCAUGCUUUUGAAGGGAUUAAUUAAAGGUACGUUGGAUUGCACGUUUAAUGGUAGCAGCUUGUAGUGAUUGAAUGCAUGCGUGUAUGGGACCCACUCUCCACCCCCUAUACAUGGUUCAUCUCCUUUUGAUGAAGGGAUAGAUAGCGCAUGGAGAUAAAUGGGGGGCCUGUCUGGAAAGAUGAAAAGGGAAGGCCAUUGAUCAAAUCUUGUCUUCAAGUUUGGUGUUUUUUCUUUUUUCUUUUUAUAUGUAUGGGUUUCAGUUGGCGUGUUCUUUGUUUUCAUGAGAGUUGACUGAUGAUGGGACCCUUUUCUGUCUUGGGGUUGCUAUGAUUUUAAGGUGUGAUGUAUUUGCAAUAAAUGAAUUAUUAUAAUGCUAACAAGUCUGAUCAGAAAUAA